Messenger RNA from Lactuca saligna, 486 nucleotides. Lineage: Eukaryota; Viridiplantae; Streptophyta; Magnoliopsida; Asterales; Asteraceae. The record is from the annotation of a GenBank genome assembly.
AUGGCUCAGAAAAGAGAGAAAGAGGAGACGGAGCUCAAGGUUCCUGAAACUCUAACCUUGUGUACGCCGUCGAUCCCCACAGCUACGUCGAAGAUAACCGGUUCCGAUGAGCAUAGAUCGUCACCGGACAGAUCGGAUCCGAAGACGGUUGUUGUCGUUGACUCUAGAUCGAGCUCGGCUAGCUCGCCGAAAAGGCCGGAUCUGCUUCAGAAGCCGCGUUUGGAGACGGUGGAGUCAUCGGAGGACGACGUCAACAGGCUUAAGAGGCGUGAAGUGAAUCGAUGCUCGGGUUGUCGGAGAAAAGUCGGAUUGAUGGGAUUUAGGUGCAGAUGCGGGGAGAUGUUCUGUUCCGAUCACCGGUAUUCCGAUCGACAUGACUGUAGCUACGAUUACAAGGCCGCCGGGCGGGAGGCGAUCGCUCGUGAAAAUCCAGUGGUUAGAGCAUCGAAAAUCCUCAAGGGGGUUAGAAAUAUGGCGCCAAGCUAG